This is a messenger RNA of Corylus avellana, 657 nucleotides long. RefSeq lists its product as uncharacterized. Lineage: Eukaryota; Viridiplantae; Streptophyta; Magnoliopsida; Fagales; Betulaceae. Gene Ontology annotation, molecular function: protein binding. The record is from RefSeq and is a predicted model, not a curated record.
AUGAGUUUCUUACAUGAAAUGUCCACGAAGGGAGUUUUUCCCGAUUUUGUCACUUACAACACUCUUAUCGGAGGAUUUUGCCGAGUUGGGAGACCUAAGACUGCAUUAGAGCUACUCCAUAAGAUGCAAGUUUGUGGCCAACAUCCAGAUCUCCAAACUUGUGCUAUUUUGUUAGAUGGCUUGUGUAAGAAUCUACACUUUUCUGAGGCAAUGCCAUUGUUUCAAGAGAUGGAAGAAAAAAAGGUACACCUAAAUAUUGCGAUUUACAGCAUCUUGAUUGAUGGUAUAUGUAAUACUGGGAGACUUACGACGGCAAAAGAACUCUUUAAUAGUCUUCCUACCAAAGGUUUGCAACCUGAUGUUCGGACUUACAAUAUAAUGGUCAAAGGGCUUUGCAAAGAGGGACUAUUAAAUGAAGUAAGGGAGGUUCUUGAGAAAAUGGAAGAGAACGGUUGUUCACCUGACCAUUUCACAUAUAACACAAUCAUCCAAGGCUUCUUGCAACAUAAUGAGACAUCAUUGGUAGUGAAAUAUCUCAAAAUAAUGGUUGACAAGGGUUUAUCGGCAAAUGCAAACACAACAACCAUUUUGAUCGACUUGUUGUCUACUAAUCAAGCAGAUAAAAUUUUACAAGACUUUUUUCAGAAGUCUGUAUGA